Messenger RNA from Symbiodinium natans, 2715 nucleotides. NCBI's taxonomy places the organism in Eukaryota, Dinophyceae, Suessiales, Symbiodiniaceae. The record is from the annotation of a GenBank genome assembly.
AUGCCGGAGGGUGAAGAGGAGCAGGUGCGUGAGAAAGCUGGUGAGGAGGUCAUUGUCAUCGAGGGCGAGUUCAGUUGGUUUGCAGCAUGGAUGAUGAUGUUUUGGCUUGUGGUGUGCAUUUGUUCUGUGACCAUGGGUGUGCUUACCUUCCAGGGCGAUGGUAUCGAACGAAUCUCCGAAGAGAUUUCGUUCGUCCGGCAACAGAAGCCGCCCUACGGACCUGAAGAACAGCCCCAAAUGGCAACCAUGCGAGAGAUUAACGAGCCUUUCAGAUAUCACCUGCCGCAAGUUGCUCUUUACUACUCGGUUGCAGCGGCUUCCCUGGGGCUCUUCACGGUGAGCUUCUUUGCAAACUCGAUGCUCUUGGAGACCCAAGGCAUUUCCCGAAAUGUGGAUAUAAACAUGCUGAUCAAGGAGGGUGUUCAGAUAUACAUGUCCCGAACAAUCCCCGUGAUCCUGCUGUUCCUUGUCUCAGCCGGCGGGUACGUUUUCGUCACUGCGGGCUGGGGCACCUUAACCUGCUUCGGCGCCGGGGCACUGCUCAACUUGCUCUCUGCUUGGGUAGGCGUCCGCACCACCGUGCAGGGAACAUGCAGAUUGGCGACGCUCCUUGGUGAGAACUUGUCUCGGUCGGUGCGGCUGGGAAUGUGGACUGGAUCUAUCGGAGGGCUACUCUCGACAUCCUUGGCUCUGGGUGGUAUGGCGGGGAUGUGGUUCUGGAUUUUGGACACCUCUCUGCUCUCGGGCUUUGGCUCCGGGGCCUGCCUUGUCUCCUUCUACUUGCGCGUGGGCGGGGGCAUCUUCUCCAAGGGCGCCGACCUGGGUGGUGAUCUCGUUGGUGAGAUGAGUGAAACGAAGUUUGAUGAAGAGCGGCGUGUCUUCGAACUGCAGCAGCGUAUGGAAAACAUUGCAAACACGCGAAAGGAGCGUCUGCAGAAAGGCUUGGAGGACGAUGAGGAGGAAGCUUUGGAUCAGCUGCGCCUGCUUGAAGAAGAAAUGCAGGAUAUCUGCUCAGAUCUCCAUCCCAUUGAUUUUCUGGAUGAGAUUGGCGAGGUCAUCUGCGAUGUCACCGGAACUUGCGCUGACCUUUUUGAGUCCAUGGUGCUGAUCCUCAGCACCUCUGCAAUCAUCGGUGCAAAAAUUUCAGCGGUGCCGCAUUUUCUGACCGGGCUUCCCUUUUGGAUCGUGGCUUCUGGAAACAUAGGCUGUGCUUUGGCAACCUUUAAGGUGCACUGCACUGAAAGAUAUAGUGCCCGAGCUAUACGGUGGUCGAUGCGUCUCAACCUGGUGGCCGUGAUCGUUUUCGUCCAGUUUGUACAGAUUGGGGUUAGCUACCUGGAGUGGGUGCACGGCAGCAUCACCUUCUCCAUGUUCUGGCACUUCGUUGUCAUCUCGAUGGUCGGGCAGCUCCUCCCAGAGCUGUGCGUCAUGGCGGGCGAGUAUUUCACAUCUCCUGACUACUGGCCGAUAAGAUCGCUGGCAGCCAAUUCCAAGAAUGGAGUGGUUCAGGUGGUGCUGCAGGGCCUCGGGCAGGGGUUCCUUUCCACGUCGGCACCUGCCAUUCUUCUGGUGCUGGCAGUCAUGGUCACCUGGACACUGGAAGGACACUACGGGCUUGCUUUACUUGCAUCCUCCUCUGUGAGUGGCACUGGCUUCCAGGGCAGUUUGGCUUCCUUCGGCGCCAUCUUCACAAACGCCCACAAGCAGGUCCACUUGACGACGCACGAUUCCUUGAGUCGAAACCGUGCAAAUAUCUGUGCUACGGUGGGAGAUACGGCGAUGCAAGCUGGGAAUACCAUUUCAGCUAUUAAUGCUUUCAGCGCCGUCUUCAAUGUUGCUUUGACCCUGCUGGCGGAAAGCUACACAACUCGUAGCAUGGACUACCAGGCAGUUUCGGGAUCACCACUGUCAGAGUGGAGCCAAGCUGGGCUGGUGCUGGGUGUCAUCAUGCCGUUCCUUUUUACUGGGAACUGCACGGUCAGCUGCCUCGAAACGUCCAAGUCCUUCAUGCGCUUUUGCAAAGAGUCGACGACCGUGUCCAAGCGAGCAGAUCUGCCUUUUCCACAGUCGCACAUCAAAGGGAUUCAGAUACUGUGCUCUUUCGGAACAAUCACCUCCAUGCGCCUAGUCUUCAGCCCGAUCAUCCACUCGAUGAUCUGCCCUUUGCUUGGCGGCUUCUUCUUGGGCACACGUGGCCUUAUUUGGCUUCUGUCGGGCAUGAACGUCCUAGGCGUGUGCCUGAGCCUCUUCCUCAUCAACUCUGGCCAGUCCUGGGUUUCCGCAAGGAAGUACGUGCUCUUCGGUCACUUAAAGGGGGCCGACGGCAAAGCCAUCGGGCCGGACUCUGCCCAAUACGGCUAUCUAGGCGUAGGUGAGAUGAUUGGAGGCCCGUUAGAGGACACCAGCGGCCCUGCGCUAAAUAACUUCGUGAAGUUGGUGGCAGUGUUUGCUUUCAUCACCGGUGGUCUGUAUGAGAAUGAGCCGGACCAGACCUGGCACUAUGGCUUCUUGUGCUUGCUUGGUUCGUUCAUUCUCCUGGCGCUUGCAAGGUGCAUUUUGUCUUGCAUAUUGAACUGCAUGACCAAGUAUUCGGAGCAGCGUGAACUUCAAAGAUUGCGGAAGCUGCGUGAGCUUGAACGAGAGCAAGAGCAAGGCGAGGAUGACGAGGAAGAUCUCGAUGACGAUGAAGAGAUGGCAAUCACAGCGGGGAUGUGA